Messenger RNA from Salvia miltiorrhiza (redroot sage), 1579 nucleotides. Its product is annotated as putative F-box protein At1g49610. The record is from RefSeq and is a predicted model, not a curated record. Gene Ontology annotation, molecular function: protein binding. The coding region runs from base 46 to 1380 and encodes 444 amino acids. The transcript is spliced from 2 exons. Lineage: Eukaryota; Viridiplantae; Streptophyta; Magnoliopsida; Lamiales; Lamiaceae.
AAAUUUUGUAAAUCUUAUCAGAUUAAAAAGAAAAAAGAAAAAAAGAUGAUCAUCAAUAAGGAGUCCUCUGCCUGCGAUCUACUCAGUGAGUUGCCCGACUCUUUAAUUUUCGAAAUUUUCCGGUUUCUGCCGAUGACAGAUGUUGUCCGUACAACAAUUCUGUCGAAGCGUUGGAAUAACCUCUGGACCACCUUCCCCUGGCUCGAUUUCAACGAUCGUCGGCUCAAAAUCGAUACUGAUAAAUUCCGAGACUUCGUCAAUGGAAUAGUAAAUUCAUGGAGAGGGAUGAAGAUCGUGAGAUUCAAUGUUGAAUUUCGCGAAUCCGAUCCUAAUCUCAACAAGUCAUUACCCAGCGACAGUGAUAUUGAUUCUUGGAUUCAAUUCGCGACGGAGAAAAAAGUCGAACAGUUGCAGAUAUUUUUAGCCUACAAAUUCUCAGUGCCGCAGUGCCUCUACUCGUGUUCAUCUCUCAAAGUUUUGCAGAUAAUGAUAAGUGAUCCUCAAGUUCAUGGCAAUGUGCAGUGGGAUCAGCUCAGGAGAUUAACUCUCUUUGCCGAAGGCUUCACCAAAAACGCGAUUGAUCGGAUUUUGCGCGGUAGCCCUCGGUUGAGAAAGUUUAAUCUGAUUCUUCGCAGCAGCAAGGGAGACUUGCGCAUCAAAUCCAGCAGUUUGAGACAGCUCAGUAUCAUAAUGUUUUAUAAGAAAGAUGCUCGUGUUGUCGAAGAUCCGGAGCUCAGAAUCUGGGCUCCGAAUCUUGAAAAGCUAGAGAUUGGAGGAGUUCCAUAUAGCAAGUGUUUUUUGAUGAACGUUUCUUCUUUAACUAGAGUGGCUCUGAACAUUGAUGGUCCAAAGAAGUUAUUUCCUGGGAUUGAUUUUGUUGGAGAGACACUGAGACGAAUUUUUCCGGCCAUCAAACAUGUUCAAAAACUCACAUUGUCAAAUUGGUGCAUCAAGCAGGCGCUUGGAGCUAUGAAAGGUAAACAUAUACUUAAACCUUUUCCCACUCCCAAGAUCUUGAUUCUCAAUGUUUGUUGCGAAGAACACCCCGAAGAAUACCCACAAGAUUACCCAGAAGAAUACCAACAACAAAUUCUGGGUGUUGUUGAGAUGUUCUCUACGUUGAGGAAUUUAGUCCUUGUAACCAACUAUAACGGUCUACCGGAACAUUUCAAGGGCUGCCUCGUGUUCGACAAAAAUCUCUCCAUCUUGUUUCUGCUGCAUCUCAGGACAGUUCAUAUUACUUGGACUAUUGGUGACGACAACUCCAUAUCCUUUUACCGCGAGAUAAAAGUAAGGAGUCGGAUACACUGUCCGAGUAUUUGCUCAUGGCAUCACAGAAGUUGUUGGAAAUGGAAGUAUCCUCCCCAACUGCGUAGCUAAUAUUUUGAUCAUGCUAAGUUAUGUCUCAAGCAUAUGGAAGCCACAUGAAUAAUUCAGGUAAAUAAUUGUUGCUUAAGUUGGGGAUGGAUGUCAUUGGUAUUAUGGUUUUUGAAAACUUUUGGAUUAAGUUGAUGAUGCUCUUUUGAUUAAUAUAUAACAUAGUUGUUUGAGUUCUUGUGAUGAAAUUGAGAAUACUUAU